UAAAUCUGAUUUGAAAGCCUCCUGUGACGUAGUCCUCUCCGCUUCACUAUUUCAGACAGGUCCUCGUCUAGAGGUCUCUGUAAAUAAAGACAUUUCUACGGUGUGUUCAGAACUAAUUCCUGUGUUUAUGUGUAGUGAUCGAUGACCGCUGGCCGUUAAGUGUUUCAGAGGUCCUCUCGUGGGAAUGUCCUCGGAGGAUGUGAUUUGGGCAGGUACUUUGGAUGUUUUACUGCUCUGAGGGAUGAAACUUUACGCUAUAAGCCGGCAGUAAACGUCAGUUGUGUUACUUUAUAAACGCACGUGCAGCAGAGUGAUGGAGAGUGACUGUAGGAUCCCUAUGGCAUGUCUGAGACCCCGGAUCCUGGCCCUGCAUGCUUUAUUCUGGGGCUUAGUGUCUCUUAGAGUGUUUGGAGCAGCUCUUCUUAGCGAUGUAAAGGCAGCAGUUGUGGUGACAAAGGUAGUGACAGCACCAUGUUGGCAGCAUGAGGAGUUUGUGGUGGCUAAAGAGUGCAGUGCAUGCGAAGGUUUGCAAUCGAAAACUAUAUCAGCCUGCAGCCAAACAGGAUUUGUAGAAAAGAUCAACUGCACCAAUUCUAACAGAGAUGAAUACAAGAGCUGUCGCUCUACCAAAAUGGAGGAGCAUCUCUUCUGGAAAUUUGAGGGUGCAAUGCUGGCUCUCACGGUUGUCUUUGCAAUACUGGUGGUCGCUAGACAACACUCACUUGACCGCCAAGCCUCAGACAAGGUUCGGCGACAGAUAGAGUCUAUUUAGUAGACCGGACUGCAUUAAAUGUUAAUGGGCCUGUGGCCUGGUGUUAUAAACUCUCAGCAAAGGGCAUAACCCCACAGUUCAUGGAAGCUUCCAGACUUUAUCACUGGUUUUAUUUUACUGGACGCACAAAGACGAAACUCUGAACGGGCACAAUGUGCUCUAACUCCCCAGACUGACAUUACUUGUGGAUGCUGCUUCUGUGCAGGAUUUAACUAACUAGAUGUGAAUCUCAAGAUCAUCCCAUCAAAUCAGCAAACUUUAUGCAAGACAGGAGCCUAGGCCCUAUUUUGUAACUGAAGAUGUACAGAUCUGUGUACACCUGUUCUUUUAAAUGCUGUGAAGGUGAUGUGUGUAGAACAAGAUAUGAGUAUGUUGCAUGUUUUCAAUAAUCCAAAAGCACAUGAAGUAUUUUCUCAAGCCGAGAAUGAACUAUAUGGUCAAAGGCUUGAAAGAAUGUAUGAUUUAGUGUUUCAUCACAAUGGGCUUGUUUGUCAGGGUGAGUUUCAAUGAAUAGCAAAGUUUUGGAGUUUGUUUAUUUGGCUUCAUUCAUUUUGGAGCACGCUACCAUUCAUGAAUCACAGAUGACUUUCUCCAAACUGACACAUUAACAUCGACAUGUUUCUUCCAGAAAACAUUAACAGUAAUUUAAUUAAUCUUAUAUGUGCAGUUUCUGUUUGUUAAAACCUUAUUUUCAGUAUAUACUUUAUAGUGUUUUGACACAUUCUUUAGAGACUUCUA
Molecule: messenger RNA, 1510 nt
Organism: Carassius carassius (crucian carp)
Lineage: Eukaryota; Metazoa; Chordata; Actinopteri; Cypriniformes; Cyprinidae
Gene: jtb
Product: jumping translocation breakpoint
Exons: 6
Coding region: 314-772 (152 amino acids)
Biological process (GO): mitotic cytokinesis
Cellular component (GO): membrane; midbody; centrosome
Source: RefSeq, a predicted model, not a curated record